This is a messenger RNA of Trematomus bernacchii (emerald rockcod), 2706 nucleotides long. RefSeq names its product CD247 molecule (gene cd247). The transcript has 7 exons. The record is from RefSeq and is a predicted model, not a curated record. The coding region runs from base 166 to 540 and encodes 124 amino acids. Lineage: Eukaryota; Metazoa; Chordata; Actinopteri; Perciformes; Nototheniidae.
AGGUUGGGCUUCUUCUUUGAAGUUCACACAGCAAACGACUCAGUCCAUUGGCAGGUAGUCAGUUCAGCCACUUCCUCUCAACACGAAAACAUUAAGAGUGAGGCAAUCCGACACAACCAGGACAGAAAGACACAAAGAAAAGCUUCAGUUUGUGCAGAAAGAGUCAUGGACGCCCUGAGGUCAGGUGUAUUUCUGCUGUUUGUCCUGCUGCCUGUCUGCUCUGCGGAGACGUUCUUCACUCACCCUCACAUCUGCUACUUCCUGGAUGCGUUUCUGACCCUUUACUGCAUCAUUGCCACCGGGCUCUUCUUCAGGGAAAAGUUUGUCGCCUUAUCUCUGACUGAUGAAAAGGGAGAUAAGGCAUGCAUUUACCAGGAGCUUGACAGAGCAAAGGAUACAGAUGCUUACGAUGUGCUCCAACCUUCAAAAGGGAAAAAAAAAAAAGCUGCCAAGAAAAAUAAAUCUGAGUCGACCCAAGGUGUGCCGGAUAAAGAUCCCUACGAGUCUCCGGCGGCGGCCUCAGCUCCCCUCGAGUCCUAGAUCUGAAACAACUAGAUGAUUAAUCGAUCAAAACAAAUCGACUAUUUUGAUGAUCAAUGAUUGUUUAAGUGAUAAAUCGAGAAAGAAAUGCAAAACAGUUCUUUACAUUAAGCGUCUCAAAAAGGAUGAUUGUGUUAUUGUGUAGCAUUUAUAUUGACUAUUUUCUGCUUGUAGCCUAGCGUGAUAGCAUGCUAACAUUUACUAGAUAGCACUAAACAAAGUAUAACAGAAGCUGAUAGGGAUGUUAAUACAUCUACACAGACCUCAUAGUGACAUGAUGAUUUAGCCUGAUAGCAUGCUAUCAUUUAUAAGUGUUAAACAUAAAGUAUACUAGAAGCUGAUAGGUAUAAUACAAAGUAUUUAAUAUAACUUUAGACCUUAUUGCUAGAUUAUUUAGGGUGUGUUAGCAUGCUAACAUAAAUGAAUGCUUAUCACAUAGUAUAGCAGAAGCGGUUAGGGAGUCCAAGAAGUCUUUUAUUUAACUUAAGACCUUAUUAUGCUAACAAUGCUAAACGCAAUGUAGGCUAAAGCAGAAGCUGAUAGGGAUGUAAACAAGCCCUUUAUGUAACUUAAGACAUCACAGUGUCUACAUGUUUUUUUAGUGUGUUAGCAUGAUACAAUUAAUUAGUGCUACACAUAAAGUAUAGCAGAAGCUGAUAGGGUCAUAAAUUCUGUCGCUUGUUUAACUUUAGAAGUUAUUGGGCACAAAAUGAAAAAAAGCCUGCAUGGCUUAGAAUGUGUGCUUCUGAAUAUCAAGCUGUAACUGAAUGCCAAUAAAAGACAAAGCACAUCAAAACACUUGGAAAAUGGUUUAAUGAUGUUUACAACAAAAGAGAACUGUACAUUUACAGUAAAAGAUUAUUUUUAUAUGUGUAUAAAAACAAAACAAACAAAAAUACAGCAGACAAAUGCAUCAAAAUCUACUAUGUAUCCUGAUUCACAUACUUAAAACUCCUACACAACCUUUCAGUUCUACGCCGUACUUUACGGCAGUAUUUUUAGUUGUUUUUUUCCUUGUAGUCAAAUCAGAGCAGUUUCUCACAGAGUUGUUGUCCAUGAUGGAAAUCAGGACUCCUUAAAUUAGAGUCCUGGAACGACAAUUAUUAUCAGACGGCAGAGUAAGAAACAGGGAAAUAAAUCAGGGACACAUUCCUUUAGAUGAGCCCAAGCUUUCCAACGUGAGUAGUACAUGUGUUACAUAAUGCAGUUCUUGAGAUACACAAACAUAUUAUGUACAUGGUUGGCAUUUUUUUUUUGGUUUUCUCAUUUUUCCUAUCUUGUUGAAAGCCAUGGUCACACACACACAUAACACACCCCAAAAACAUACAAAAAUACUAUAUCUUUAACCUACCAAGAGUAAGACAGUUCUGCAAUUAGUUCCAUGCUGUGACAGAAAAAAAAGAGAUUACAACAAACGAGAAACUUUUCACGCAAGAUUUUCUCAGAAAUAUACCAAAAUAUACAUCUAAGCUUUGGAAUCACUGAGGCUAGGACUAAAGCCAGUGCUGGGUUUGUCUCUUAAUACACAUGCUGCAGGGUGGAAGGGAGAGAAGGACAGAGAAAGACACAGGACAGAGAGAUAUCUUUGGUAUCUGCAUUUGUCAAAAGUUAAAUAUUUGGAUUUUUGCUUUGGGAUAGCGCUUGUGAGGUCCUUCAAACCUCACUCGGAGUAAAGCCUUAAACAAAGUGUCACUGGGACACAGUCCAUGCAGAGUGACAGGACCAUGAUGCAUAGUGUCACAGCGGAUCAGAGUCUGUAGUGAAGAGACGAUGGCAAAGGAGGAAGCAGAAGAGGAGGGAGGAGGGGACACAGCAGUGAGUUUAGGAUGUGUAUUCCUGGAGACAACAGGGUAAAAUGUCCUGGGACUAUACAGUGUGAUGAGGAAGAGACAGAGGCAGGAAGAGCAGUUUCACCGCAGUCCUUGAGAGAGAGAGAAAGAGUGGACGGGGAAACAUAACAACAAACAUACAGUCCUGAGCAUGUACAGUGUGCACAGGAUUAACCCUCAGUGUGUAUUAACAAACAUCACCCAGCUACCAAAAGAUUAUGUCUGUGGGAGAAGCCCGUUCGGCCCCUUUUCGACCCCCCGUCCCACCUCCGAUCCCCGCCCACAGGCACUGAAACCGCCGAGUGUUUUUUCGGGGCGGGUACACAUUCACAUGCAG